Xylona heveae TC161 is the source of this 2459-nucleotide messenger RNA. RefSeq lists its product as hypothetical. Gene Ontology annotation, cellular component: microtubule; membrane; cytoplasm. The transcript is spliced from 6 exons. The record is from RefSeq and is a predicted model, not a curated record. Gene Ontology annotation, molecular function: microtubule binding; GTPase activity; GTP binding. Lineage: Eukaryota; Fungi; Ascomycota; Xylonomycetes; Xylonales; Xylonaceae. The coding region runs from base 176 to 2263 and encodes 695 amino acids.
CAAUGGAUGAUUCUCGCUCCGAGAUUCCUGAAGCUUUUAAAGGCCGCCGCUCUCGCUCUGGCAGACUACGGUAGAGCUCAAAUUUGAAAUUUUCUUUGACCUUUCUGUCUCAGCUAUCUUUCUCUUCCUUACGUGAUAUUUUUGAUAGACUUUCUCCUUGCCUUUCACUCCAAAGAUGAGGAUGCACAAAACUGGGACACUAAGCGCCAUCGACGGCAUGGACAAUCCAGACAGGGUGAGGAUACUAGGCAUUGUCGAUAAGCUUCGAGAGCUGGGGAUCAGCGAGGGACUUUCCCUGCCACAACUCGUCGUUGUUGGUGAUCAAUCCAGUGGGAAGUCUUCGGUCCUGGAAGGUUUGACUGGGCUUUCAUUCCCGGUUGCAAGUGACCUUUGCACUCGAUUCGCCACUCAAAUUGUGCUACGAAGGACUCCGGCUGCUGAGGAAUCUGUCAAGGUGUCGAUCAUUCCGGGGCCGACCACACUUGACGAUGAGGAGGCUAAAGACCACCUGCUGGAGUUUGAGAAGACGUUUGAAAAGAUUGACUUUGAUCGCGAAAUCUUUUCCAAGAUUCUGGACGAUGCGGCAGAAUGCAUGGGAUUGCCUCGAUCCACAGAUGAUAGUAUUGAGAAUCUUGAAAAGCGGUUUUCCGACGAUAUUUUGAAAAUUGAGCUAUGCGGGCCUGAGCAUCAUCAUCUCAGUGUUGUCGAUGUUCCUGGAUUGUUUCACAAUCCUACAAAGUACCAAACGGCGGAAGACAAAGUCAUCAUUCGAGAUUUGAUUCUUCAGUAUAUCACUGAUCGGCGUACCAUUAUACUUGCUGUCAUGGAUGCCAGAAAUAACCUAGCUAACCAGGAAGUUUUCAACAUGGCACGUGCGGCCGACCCUGAAGGGCAACGCACUGCGGGUAUAAUAACCAAGUGCGACGCGCUUCAACCAGGGGACGAAGACUCUGUUAUGAAAAUUGCCCAGAACGAGGUGGAUCGAUUGACUCAUGGGUGGUUUGCAGUCAAGAAUAGGUCCACCCAGGAUAUUAAAGAUGGUGUCACCAUCGAAGAACGCCACAAAAGUGAAAAGAAGUUCUUUACCACUGCACCUUGGAAUCAGCUCCGGAAAGAUCGCGUUGGCAUUGAACCACUCAAGACCUUCCUGGGACAACUUCUCUACACUCAUGUUCGCAGAGAAUUUCCUUCCUUGGUGAGAGAUAUCGAAAGCGUCUGCAGCAGCACUCAGAAAGAGCUCGAAGCUUUGGGCCCUCCAAGAGGCACACUUGGAGAACAGCGUCUAUAUCUUACCCGGAAAUCGAUUGCCUACGAAAAAAGCGUGGAAGCUGCUUUGCGAGGAAAUUAUGCGACAAAUUUGCCCGCAAAAGAUCCAUCCAAACUACGGAUGCAUAUUCGUAUGCUCAACAAUGGCUUCUCUGAUCGAUUGAAGGCAGAAGGUCAUACCAGAGCAUUUCGUACAGUGGAUGAUAAGCAUGACGAGGAGUUCCCGGCUGAUGACCAGUACGAGAACAUUUACGAUUGGAUCCGUCGCUUUUAUCUUGACUCGCGCGGCGCAGAGCUUCCAGGCACCUUGAACCCUAGUGUUCUCGAAAACCUGUUUCGUGAACAGUCGACCAAGUGGGCAAAGGUGGCUUUCAAUUAUCUCGAGGAUGUCGAAAAGGCAGUUCUGGCAUACAAUGAUGCAAUCUUUUCCGAGUUGAUCCCCGAGGAAGAUGUUCGCCAAAAGCUUCGUACACGACUAGACUCUGAAAGCCAAGAAACCAUUGCGUCGGCGAGGCGCCAUCUGAAAGAAAUACUGAGCGAUGAGCGGGAUGGCAUCUUACAAACGGAGAACCAUUAUUUUUCUGACACUCUUAAUUCGAUUCGCGAAGACCGAGUUUCGCAGAGACUACAGAGUGAGGCAUUCUCGGGACACAACACGCUAUAUAAUGUCGAUCUUUCAUCAAUUAUGCGCACAGUGCACCUCAGCAACGAGGAUCAGUCCGUCUACGAGAUUCAUGACACUUUGAAAACUUACUAUAAAGUUGCCAUCAAGCGCUUCGUCGACAACGUCAUAAUGCAGGUGGUCGAGCGUCACUUUCUCAGAGACGGCGGUUCCAUCAAGAAGUUCUCUCCUGAGUUUGUCAAUCUACUUGACGACGCGGAUCUCAGCUACAUUGCCGGAGAAAAUUAUAGUACAGCAAGCGCAAGGGUGGAUAUCAAGAACAAGAUUGAAAGAUUUCAAAAGGCACUCGAACUCGCACACGGUACUGGAAUCUGACCUAGCACAAAGCGCAUUAUGCAUAAUCGAUCUUCCUACACUUGAUUAAGCCAUCGUAUGCAUUGCUAGUCUGAUUUUGUUAGCAGCUUGAAUUUAAGAAAUCUCCAAGACUUGCCCAUCCAUUUUCUUCUCCUCUGCAAUAGCCUCAAAAUGAAUUUCUCAAUUUACAGAUAAUCCAAGCACUCAUGGUCCGAAC